AUGACUACCUUUAACGAAUAUCCAUUCUUGGCUGAAUUAGGCAUUAAAGCUGAAAAUAAUGAUGGAGUCUUCAAUGGAAAAUGGGGAGGUGCUGGUGAAAUCAUCAAAUGUUUAAAUCCAACAAAUAAUAAAGUUAUUGCAACUGUUAGAGGUGCUGCACCAGAAGAAUAUGAAACAUGUAUUCAAGCAAUGUUAGCAGCAAAAGUAAAAUGGGCAUUAACACCAGCUCCAAGAAGAGGUGAAAUUGUUAGAUUAAUUGGUCAAGCCAUGAGAGAAAAAAUUGAACCAUUAUCAAAAUUAAUUUCAUUAGAAAUGGGUAAAAUUUACAUUGAAGCUAAAGGUGAAGUACAAGAAUUCAUUGACGUAUGCGAUUAUGCAACUGGUUUAAGUAGAUCAAUCAAUGGUCAAGUGAUGCCAUCUGAACGUCCAAAUCACAUUUUAAUGGAAACCUGGAAUCCAUUAGGUUUAGUUGGUAUCAUUACUGCUUUCAAUUUCCCAUGUGCCGUACUUGGUUGGAAUGCUGCAAUCUCAAUGAUUUGCGGUAACGUCCAAUUAUGGAAAGGUGCCUCCACCACUUCACUCAUUACAUUAGCCGUUAGCAAAAUCAUUGAAAAGGUUUUAGUUGAAAAUGAUGUCGACCCAGCCGUCUGUUGUGUCCUCAUUGGUCCAGGUCGUACCGUUGGUGAACAAAUGAUUCAAGAUAAACGUUUCGGUUUAAUUUCAUUCACUGGUUCAACUGAAGUCGGUCGUCGUAUCUCUAGUACCGUCCACGGUUACUUUGGUAAGACCAUCCUCGAAUUAGGUGGUAACAAUGCCAUCGUUGUUGCUGAAGAUGCUGAUAUUGAACUCGUUCUCCGUGCCGUUCUCUUUGCUUCUGUUGGUACCACUGGACAACGUUGUACCACUUGUAGACGUUUAUUCGUUCACGAAUCAUUGUAUGACACCAUUUUGGAACGUUUAACCAAAGCCUACAAAACCAUUAAAAUCGGUAAUCCACUUGAAGAAGGUGUUUUAGUAGGUCCACUCCACACCCAAAGCGCUGUUAAAGAAUUCACUGAAGGUCUUGAAGAAAUAAAAAAGCAAGGUGGUAAGGUCGUCAUUGGUGGUAAUAAACUCGAUAUCAGUGGUGGAAACUUUGUUGAACCAACCGUCGUUGCCAUUGAACAUGAUGCUCCAAUCGUAAAGACUGAACUCUUUGUUCCAAUUCUCUACAUAAUGAAAUUCAAAAAUCUUGACGAUGCUUUUGCCUGGAAUAAUGAAGUCCCACAAGGUCUCUCAUCUUCCCUCUUCACAAACAAUCAAAAGAAUAUCUUCAAAUGGCUUGGACCUACCGGAUCUGACUGUGGUAUAGUUAACGUAAAUGUAGCUACAAACGGUGCUGAAAUUGGUGGUGCCUUUGGAGGUGAAAAAGAGACCGGAGGUGGUAGAGAAUCUGGCUCAGACAGCUGGAAACAGUAUUGCCGUCGUAGUACUAAUACAAUCAACUAUGGUAAUACUAUGCCAUUAUCACAAGGUAUCAAUUUUAACUAA
Messenger RNA from Dictyostelium discoideum AX4, 1530 nucleotides. Its product is annotated as aldehyde dehydrogenase. Gene Ontology annotation, molecular function: oxidoreductase activity; aldehyde dehydrogenase (NAD+) activity. The record is from RefSeq and is a predicted model, not a curated record. Lineage: Eukaryota; Evosea; Eumycetozoa; Dictyosteliales; Dictyosteliaceae. The transcript has 2 exons. The coding region runs from base 1 to 1530 and encodes 509 amino acids.